AUGGUAUCACAAAAUGACUCACGGGAUGGGGAUACUAUCGUAUCUAAAGAAAAGAGUAACUUUAUUAUUUCUCGAAGUGAGGUUGUUCUCACAUCUAAAUCAGAUGAUACCGGAGAAACCAAACAGUUACCUACUGAAAAUUCUCCAAAAGAGGACACUUACAUGUCUAAUAACGGAGUUAGUGCUAAAGUAUAUAUUAAAUCUAGUAUAUCUCUCGAGCAGAAAAAAGAACAAGGUUUAAUACAGGAGAUAUCAACAUCUAUUAAAGAUCAGAGCCAAGCCACCGAAAUUUCAGCAAACAAUUCGCCAAAAAUGUUCGCCAAAAAUCAUGUGACCAAAAAUUUAAUUCAGGAAAGUAGUGGGAAAGAUGAUGUUAUUUUGUUUUCUGCAUCAAAAAGUAAAGUACUACUAAAUUUAACAAGUUUGUACAAGAAAGCUUGUGAUGUGGAAAAGCAAGCGAUUAAAGUUAAUCAAGAUGAAAUUACAUGUUGGUAUUAG
Messenger RNA from Ambispora leptoticha, 498 nucleotides. NCBI's taxonomy places the organism in Eukaryota, Fungi, Glomeromycota, Glomeromycetes, Archaeosporales, Ambisporaceae. The record is from the annotation of a GenBank genome assembly.